AUGACUCUGGCCCCGAAGCGUCGUGUGGAGCGACAAGCCAAGGCGAGUGCGGCGUGCGCGGGCUGCGGCCGCCUCAUCGCCGAGCGCUUCUACCUGCUCGCCGUGGGUCGCACCUGGCACCUGCGAUGCCUCAAGUGCCGCGACUGCGAAAUCGCCCUCGACACGGAGCUCAGCUGCUACGCGCGCGACGGAGGCAUCUACUGCCGCCAGGACUACUACCGGCGCUUCUCAUCGCAGCGCUGCUCAGGCUGCGGCUCGGGGAUCCCGGCCUCGGAGUUGGUGAUGCGCGCGCGCGACUCCGUCUUCCACCUGCGCUGCUUCCGCUGCGCGGCGUGCGAACGGCCCCUGACGCCGGGCGACCACUUCGGCAUGCGGGGCAGCCGCGUCUACUGCCGCCCCCACUUCGAGUCGCUCCUUCGCGACGAGAGCCGAGACGACGCCGGCGGGGGGGGCGCAGCGUCCGCCGGCGGGGGUCCGCCCCCCGUGCACGGCAGGGGCCGGGGGUCGGCGCAGAGACACCGCCCGCGCAAGCGGAAGCCGUCGGCGGCGCACGGGGCGGAGAUUCUGGAGUACGGGCUAGGCUUGGGCUGCGCCGACCCUGACGGCUGCCAGGACGGGGACUUGGGCUACCAACAGUCACAGAAGUCCAAGAGGAUGCGAACCUCCUUCAAGCACCACCAGCUGCGUACCAUGAAGUCGUUCUUCGCGCUCAACCACAACCCGGACGCCAAGGACCUGAAGCAGCUCGCGCAGAAGACGGGUCUCACCAAGCGAGUGUUACAGGUGUGGUUCCAGAACGCUCGCGCCAAGUUCCGAAGGAACCUCCUGCGGCCCGAAGAGGGGGGGGGCGGUGGCGCGGGCAUGGACAAAGGGUGCGGGGGGGAGGGGGGCGGCGGCCCCCCCCACCCCUCCCCGGGGGGCGGGGACCUCUCCAGCCCACCGCUGAGCCCCGCGCUCUCGGUCACCACCCUCACCGACCUGACCAAUCCCGCGCGGCCCACCGUCACCUCCGUCCCGGGCGUCGUCCAAUCGGCGAGCCCGCCCCCGCCCCACCUGCUCGCACGCCGCUUCUGAUUGGUCUGCUGGGUUUUGUGGGGGGGGGGGUUUCAUGUGUCCGUUGUGAUGUCACUCUCUGCGGAUUACUUUAGCCGGAAAGUAAUCAGGAUUACUUUAUCCGGGUUUACUUUACGCGGGGCCAGAUUACUUUAUUUCGAAGGUAAUCCGGAUUACUUAACUCGGGACCGGAUUACUUUAUCAGAAUAACUUUAUGCGGCAGGCGAUCUGGAUUACUUUACUCAGGUUCGGAUUACUUCAUAUGGUAGGUAAUCUGGAUUACUUUACUUGGGUUCAGAUUGUUUUAUCUGGAAGGUGAUGGGGAGUACUUCACUCGGGGUUUGGAUUACUUGAUCUUGCAGGUAAUCUGGAUUACUUUACUCGUGUUCCGAUUAACCGGCCUCAGUUUUUUACUUAAUCUAUAGUAAUCUACUUUGGAUUAUCCCCAACUGGGGAUGAGAUGCUCGCUUGUAAUCGGACUCCUCAGAAUCGGGUUUCAAUUAACCCGACCUCUGCUCCAGAUUACUGGAUAAUAACACUCGCACUCAGUCCGAAUUACUCCGCCUUUUUAUUGCGGAUUACUGAGAUUCGCUCGACACGAGUUGGGAUUACCCAAACCCCUCGUUUGGAUUUUACUCAAGCCCCGAUAAAGAUAUAAUUAAUCUGUCCCCGGAUCGGAUUCCUUCAAUUCCCCAAUUAUCUUCAGAUGACUCGACUCGCAUUCUGCAGAUUACGAGGUCUACAGAUGCAAUCGGAUUACUCAACACCCAGCAAAACGUGAAAUCGACCAAUAUGCCGGGCAACGUUGGCUCGGUUUCGUUUGGUGGGCGACUCGGGAUCCAAUCACGUGGCCGCCCAACAAAAUCCAAUCGCCGGCUUGUCACCCUACCUCCGGGGGAGUGCAUCUUUCCGAUCGGAGCGGACCACACGGAUCUCCCCGUGGGGAGAAGACGGACAAAACCCGGAAUGUCAAGCGGGAAUUCCUGGAGCUGGAAAGUUCCGACGAAUCUCGUCUCCCCUGGUCCCCGAUCAACGUGACCCCCAAGGCUGCUGUGAGGACCGCUUAUUUGUGUUUCGUUUCGUCGUCUUUUCCCCGGCGCCUCGGGGUUAGCGCGGUUGGCGAGCGUGCGGUGCGAAAGAAGUUCACCACACACACACGCACACACGCGUGAGCCUCUGUUCAGAUCAGCCAGGACUUACGUUUAUCCCCAAACAAAAGCGUGCGGUGGGAGGUGGGGAGGAUGGGGACUCAGUUCUGCUUCGAGGGAGCGUGAAUUAAACACUUCAAUCACGA
Lethenteron reissneri (Far Eastern brook lamprey) is the source of this 2347-nucleotide messenger RNA. Its product is annotated as LIM/homeobox protein Lhx9-like. Gene Ontology annotation, cellular component: nucleus. Gene Ontology annotation, molecular function: RNA polymerase II transcription regulatory region sequence-specific DNA binding; DNA-binding transcription factor activity, RNA polymerase II-specific. The record is from RefSeq and is a predicted model, not a curated record. Gene Ontology annotation, biological process: neuron differentiation; regulation of transcription by RNA polymerase II. NCBI's taxonomy places the organism in Eukaryota, Metazoa, Chordata, Hyperoartia, Petromyzontiformes, Petromyzontidae.